GGAUUAGUGCAACAGUUCAGAGAAGACAACUUCAAACUACAUCAGUUGAACAACAUGGCUGUCUUUACAGCAACUCUUCAAGCUGGUUUAUCUGCUCUCAAAACUCCACUAUGUUAUAAGCCCGAGGAAGAAGUGACCAAGAAUCCUGACUGUCCAGUGUGUAGCAAGCACUUGAAUGAAUUGGCACGGCCCUUACCCUUUGCUCAUUGUGCUAACUCUCGGUUGAUUUGUAACAUCUCCGGCCUACCAUUAAAUGAAAACAAUCCCCCAAUGAUGUUACCCAAUGGUCAUGUCUAUGGCAUGAAUGCGUUGGCUUCAAUGGCAGCAGAAAACGAAGGCAAGGUUGUGUGUCCAAGGACUAAACAGAUUUUUAGUCUAGAUGAAGCUGAGAAAGUAUUUGUCAUGUAACGUCGACACAUAUAGUUUUGUAGGCAUACAUAUGUUCACACAAUGAAAAAUGCAUAUUCACACACUUACACACACACACAUACACAUCCAGACAUGAUAAACAAACAGGAAUAUGUAGUCACAUAUAAAACCCAUGCAUUCACAGAUACACAAGCACACACAUAUACACAUACAUAAUGAAUAUAAUCACACACACACACACACACACACACAUAUACACAAUAAUUAAAUACAUGCAUGCGCUGUCAAAUAUCCUCUCUCUCUCACACACACAUUUAUAUACACCCAAAUGUAUACAAACAUAAAGAUAUGCACACACAUACACACAUACACAUGUGAAAGAGAAUCAUUCUAUUGUCAGGAGACGAGUUUUUUUAGGUGAAAUUUCUUCUCCCAGUUAUAUAUGUUCCACAUCAACCUGGACCAAUGAUGCUGCAAAUCUGACAGAAUACACAACACUUUUGUUCCCCUUCCCCAUCCAUCCCUGGGGUCAGCAUAGGCAGGGUGGGUGUUGGUUAACGCAAAAUCAACCCUGAGCAAGCAGACCCUAUGUAACCGAAUCAAAGGAAACGUUCCAGCCAUGGCCAUCCCUGUUGCUAACAUACAAACUGGCGCUACCUACCUUGCCCACAUUUGAAUCCUCUGGGGGUAGAUGGAUGGUCAAUGUGUACCCCGGUGUAUUACUAGCAGUGGCUCCUACUUACCCUGCCCAACUCCCGUCUCAUGACCUACCCGCUGUCGUUCUCACUGUCAUCCCUGGGUGUUAAGAGAGAAAGGGUGGAUGGUUGGGCAUCUUAUACCGUUGCUGAUAUAUUAAAACCACUAGCAGUGGCACGACAUACCCCUCCAACCACUCCUGAUAUUAAAAAAGGGGUGGAUGACCAUCUUGUAAUUCUUCAUCCACUCCUGAUGUUGAGGGUGGAUGACCAUCUUGUAAUUCUUCAUCCACUCCUGAUGUUGAGGGUGGAUGGUCAUUUUGUGUUGGUGCUGAUGUGAUUUAUAAAGCAACUAGUAAUAGCACUAACUGCCCUUCUCCAGUGACUCUUGGUGUUUACUAGAGUGGAUGGCCAUUUUGUAGUCCUUCAUCCACUGCUGAUAUCAAGAGGGUGGAUGGUCAUUUUGCGCUGGUGCUGAUAUGAUGUAAAAAAAAUAU
Messenger RNA from Octopus bimaculoides (California two-spot octopus), 1561 nucleotides. Its product is annotated as E3 ubiquitin-protein transferase MAEA. The record is from RefSeq and is a predicted model, not a curated record. Gene Ontology annotation, cellular component: nucleus; cytoplasm; GID complex. Gene Ontology annotation, biological process: proteasome-mediated ubiquitin-dependent protein catabolic process. NCBI's taxonomy places the organism in Eukaryota, Metazoa, Mollusca, Cephalopoda, Octopoda, Octopodidae. Gene Ontology annotation, molecular function: protein binding; ubiquitin protein ligase activity.